AUGUCAAGCCCGUCUUCUUCUGUUAUUCGAGUCGGACGUCGUGUAUUCCCAAGCCCGCAAACGGAGGCCAUUCGCAAUUCCGUUGAGCUUCUACACUACUCCCCGCCACCGGAACCCCCCAUUGAUUACACAAUACGUCAGCCUUCAAAAGAAUCUAGUUAUAAAGUCGUAACUGAUGUCUUUCGAAAAUCGGAUUCUCCGGACUUUACAAGCGAAGAAAAUCACUUGAGGUCUUCAAACACUAAACGAAUAACUCGAAGAGACACUGUCGAGGAAGUUCUCGAUGAGCUGGACACGGUUCUCUUCGAAGCUUCAAUACCAUUCGAGCAGCUUAGACAGAAAGUUGAGCGAUUCAAUUUAACGUUCAAGCCAUACGCGCCGGACGUAAAUGUUGAUCAACUCCCAGAGAUUCCAUAUUCAAAGCAAUAUCAGCCGGUACCAAGAUUAGAAAAAACUAGAGAAUCUAGAGAUACUGAAAGAAUCGAUAAGAUAGAAUUAAGCAAAGAGCAGCAAUCAAGAAUUGAUGAAGUUUACAAAAGUACAUUACGAGCAAUCGAGGAGGCCAAAGAUCAUUUCACACCCGAAUAUUUCCGAAAACAUCUCGAAACCAAUCCAGCAGUCCCAAAGUGGAAGGUGAAACUUCUAGCCGAAAAAAAAUCAAAGCAAACGAUUCAAAGGAUAGAACAUGAUGCAUGGGAAGAUUUCGAGAGAUUUAAGCAAAAACUCGAAAAAAACGAUGACGGCAAUCGAAGAGUGAAGCGUUCUUCAAGUGUUCAGAUCGCAUCGAGAAGGCGAAUGAAUGAGUAA
Caenorhabditis bovis is the source of this 807-nucleotide messenger RNA. The record is from the annotation of a GenBank genome assembly. Lineage: Eukaryota; Metazoa; Nematoda; Chromadorea; Rhabditida; Rhabditidae.